Plectropomus leopardus (leopard coralgrouper) is the source of this 831-nucleotide messenger RNA. Lineage: Eukaryota; Metazoa; Chordata; Actinopteri; Perciformes; Serranidae. The record is from RefSeq and is a predicted model, not a curated record.
UCUAGGAUUGGUAACUGGAGUGUGGAGGUGGGGGGCAGUGCCCUGUCUUGGCCCCGGGGUUCGGGUCUCCAGCUGCAGGCCAGACUGGAUCGCAGAGAAAAGAUCUGGCUAAACGGGACGGCAGACGGACGAUGUCUUCGGACCACAGCAGGAUAUAUGAACGGUCUGAUCGAGGAUGUCACUGUGGCGGCGUGUGUGGGAGCGAAUCACAGUUUAAUGCUGGAUGUACAGAAAAGAGAUGGCAGCAACGAACCUGAAACUCUGGGCAUUGUGUCUGUGGGAUCAGCCAAUCAGAGGCUGAUGCUGCGAGCAAGUGGCUGUUUUGAGAGUCUAACUGCAGUGGAGGCACGGAUUCAUUACUUGAGCUCUCAGAUACGGAAUAAGCUGCUAGAAAGAAUCAAGACGUUACAGCAUCUCCUUGUUGAAUUCAGACAGCAGUCCAGGGACAGUGAGUUGCUCCAGGAGCUGAGCGCUGUGCCCCUCCACAUCUCCCAGCAAGCAGAGGCUCUUCUGGAGCACAGAGACAGAGGUCUGUUGGCUCUGUGGCAGAACGGCCCCGUGCGUCACAUCAUGACCGACAGUCUGCCUCGCUUUCUCGGCUUGCUGCAGCACGCCUCCCUGCUGGGCCAACAGGAGCUGAGGAGGCCCCUGGCGACUCUGGCCGGUGUGUACCAAGAUGUGAGGGGCCAGAGCCUGGAGGCGUUGUGGAGAGGGGCUGUGUCAUUGUGGACUGACGAACUGGUGGAGGUGCUACCUGUGCUGUUGGAGAACCCACAGCUGAGGCCACUGGCUCAGGCCACUAUCACCACGCUGAGGUUCGCCCUGGAUGUG